AUGUGGCCAGUGCCAAUCCCCGGGCCCCUCCCGCGCCCAGAGCCGGGGGCCCGGCUUGCCUCCCGGCCACUCCUCGUCCUGCCGCCUUCCCGGGGGCCCAGCACCGUGGACACGGCCCCAAGGGCUCCCGACGGCACCCCUCUCCAGGCCGUGACCCCCCCCUCAGACCUCCAACACAGCUGCGGCUUACCGCCCAACAGGAGCGGAGGCGACGGGCACCUUCGGGGCCGGGGAGGGGGUGGGGGUGGGGAGAAAGGACCCAGGGCCGUGCCGCUGGAGCCUGACCACCUACCUGGCUCGGGGGUGCUGGAUCCAGUGGUCCUGAGUGCUCAUGGCCCGGAGCUCCCUGGAGGGCUGAGCCUCCAGGGAGAAUCCCAAGACUCCAGCCUCAGCGCUGACCAAUCAGCAAGCUCCGGGGAGCCCCGGGGACCCCGGGACCCCAGCUCGGUGGCGCCUUCCGCUGGUCUGGCCGAGGGGACCGGGGUCCCCCUGGCCUUUCCCAGGACCCCUCCUCAAAUGCCCCGCUCCACGGCCCUGGGCCAAAGGCGGCAACCUCUGGUCUUUGCCUCUGGCCCGUUCCUUCCCCAGCCGCUCAGAGAGGGCCGCGCCCCCGCGGCUUCCCCGCGCCCGACUCCGCCUAGCAUCGGGGCUGGCCGCCCAGGCCGCAGUGGUCAGAACGCAGAGCCUCCGGUCCCCCCGAGGCCCCAGAUCCUCCCGCGCUCCCCGAGCCCACCCCCGGGGACCCGACGCCUCGCUCUCGUCUACUCUGGGGCCACGCGCCCGCCAGGUGGCGGGCCACAGAAGCCCUGCGAGGGUCGAGGACGCGCUCAGGAGAACCCCGAAGUCCAGGGCCGGAAUGAGGAAAGGAAAGGUGGCGGAGGCCCCCAACCGGGAAGACGUAGAGGCCGAGUCGACUGUCGGGGCCUAGGCCUGGAAGAGUGUGGCCACUGCCUGCCACUGGGCGAUGUGGCCAGUGCCAAUCCCCGGGCCCCUCCCGCGCCCAGAGCCGGGGGCCCGGCUUGCCUCCCGGCCACUCCUCGUCCUGCCGCCUUCCCGGGGGCCCAGCACCGUGGACACGGCCCCAAGGGCUCCCGACGGCACCCCUCUCCAGGCCGUGACCCCCCCUCAGACCUCCAACACAGCUGCGGCUUACCGCCCAACAGGAGCGGAGGCGACGGGCACCUUCGGGGCCGGGGAGGGGGUGGGGGUGGGGAGAAAGGACCCAGGGCCGUGCCGCUGGAGCCUGACCACCUACCUGGCUCGGGGGUGCUGGAUCCAGUGGUCCUGAGUGCUCAUGGCCCGGAGCUCCCUGGAGGGCUGAGCCUCCAGGGAGAAUCCCAAGACUCCAGCCUCAGCGCUGACCAAUCAGCAAGCUCCGGGGAGCCCCGGGGACCCCGGGACCCCAGCUCGGUGGCGCCUUCCGCUGGUCUGGGAAGCACCCCACGUGCUCCCCCACCCCGCCUGGCCCAGGCCCUGCCUGUGCAUUCCAAGCCUACCGACCUCUUCCUCAUUCCAGGACAUUCCCUAGGAGGCAAGCCCCAGGGCGAGCUCCGAGUCAGGCAGCAGCGCGCGCUCCUGGCGGCUCCCGGCCCAGGCCACCAGGAACGGGAAGCCCCGUCCAGCCCUUUCCGACUCUUCCUCUCGGGGACGCGCAACCCCAGCCAGAGCUGGAGUCGGGAGACAGGAGUUCAAUCCCAGGCGUCGGAAGCCUGGCCCGUCUGCCCCCGGGUGUCGGGCUCCCGGGCCACCGGGCAGGCGGAGGCGGCGGGCACCCCCGUCUCCGCACCCCCGUCUCCACGCGGAGGUCGCUCCCGAUGGACGGCCAGCACGCAGCGGGCCGGCGGAGCCCCCAAGUGGGGCGGCAGCGGGGUCUGCACGCACCGUCCAGCCGCCGUCCGCCCCCGCUCCCCGCCCCUCCUCCCUGCCCCUCCUCCCCGCUCUUCGCACUUCUUGGGUGCCCUGUCUGCCCAGUCACCCUCGGAUCCCAACCCCUUGUCACCUGGACCUGGGAUCCGGGCUCGGCCGGGCGCCUCUCACCAGCUCCCCAACCUCUGCGAGGCCACGGGCAGAACGGGAGUCACCGCCAGCUCCAAGAAGCCUGUGAACCCAGCGGUUCUGUCUUUGGUACCGUGGGGCGGAGCCCUCUCCACCCACCGGGCCCCGUGGGACGCGGGGGGGCGGGGGGCGAUGCCAGUGAGGGAUGGGGGUGUGCAGAAGGCCGUCCGUCCUCCCUCCCCCUUCCCACCUUCUCCGCUGGAGCCCUUCAACUGCUCUGCGGGGAGCCCGGGGCACCGGGCCCGGCGGAACCAGACGCUGCGGGGUGCCGUCCCUGGGGGAGCAAGUGGCGGUUGA
This is a messenger RNA of Perognathus longimembris pacificus (Pacific pocket mouse), 2352 nucleotides long. Its product is annotated as basic proline-rich protein-like. The coding region runs from base 1 to 2352 and encodes 783 amino acids. The transcript is spliced from 10 exons. The record is from RefSeq and is a predicted model, not a curated record. NCBI's taxonomy places the organism in Eukaryota, Metazoa, Chordata, Mammalia, Rodentia, Heteromyidae.